CCAUCCUCGGGACGGUCCUGUCCGGUCCUGUCCUGUCCGGUCCUGUCCUGUCCGGUCCUGUCCUGUCCGGUGUCCCCAGCCCACCCGCCCCCCAGCAUGUCCCGGCCCGGCUGGGGCUACGGGGAGCACAACGGACCCAUUCACUGGAAUGAACUGUUCCCUAUUGCUGAUGGAGACCGGCAAUCUCCUAUUGAAAUCAAGACAAAGGAAGUGAAAUAUGAUUCAUCCUUACGGCCUCUCAGUAUUAAAUAUGAUCCAACGUCAGCUAAAAUCAUUAGCAACAGUGGCCAUUCCUUCUCUGUGGACUUCGAUGAUACAGAAGACAAAUCAGUGCUGAGAGGGGGACCCCUCUCUGGGACCUACCGGCUCCGGCAAUUUCACUUUCACUGGGGUUCUGCAGAUGAUCAUGGCUCUGAGCAUACAGUGGACGGAAUGGAAUAUUCAGCAGAGCUUCAUGUGGUUCACUGGAAUUCAGACAAAUACUCCAGCUUCGUGGAAGCGGCUCAUGAGCCUGAUGGUCUGGCUGUUCUGGGGAUUUUUUUAAAGAGAGGAGAACAUAAUUUGCAGUUGCAAAAAAUUACAGAUAUUCUGGAUGCCAUAAAAGAAAAGGGCAAACAAAUGCGGUUCACCAAUUUUGACCCGUUAUCUUUGCUUCCUCUGACUCGAGACUACUGGACAUACCCUGGUUCCCUCACUGUUCCACCUCUUCUAGAGAGUGUCAUCUGGAUCAUUUUUAAACAACCCAUAAGCAUCAGUUCACAACAGCUGGCCAAAUUCCGCAACCUCUUGUAUACUGCUGAGGGUGAGGCAGCUGACUUCAUGUUGAGCAAUCACCGUCCUCCACAGCCUCUGAAGGGCCGGAAAGUGAGAGCUUCGUUUCGCUCCUGAGCAUUGUUUAGGAAAUGAACUUAUUUUAAAUCCACUCUCUGUUCUUCUUUACAGCUGCACCUACUAGAGCCCCUUUUGGCUCCUGAGUUACAACAGCACAUUUAUUAAUAAACAAAGAUCUUUUGACCAGACUACCAAACCAAA
Molecule: messenger RNA, 1032 nt
Organism: Ornithorhynchus anatinus (platypus)
Lineage: Eukaryota; Metazoa; Chordata; Mammalia; Monotremata; Ornithorhynchidae
Product: carbonic anhydrase 13
Exons: 7
Coding region: 97-888 (263 amino acids)
Cellular component (GO): cytoplasm
Molecular function (GO): carbonate dehydratase activity; zinc ion binding
Source: RefSeq, a predicted model, not a curated record